UAAAUCAUUAAAAAAAAGAGUAUAGAAAUGUUGUGAAUCUCAACAACAACAAAAAACCAAUAGUUAAUCGUCGAUGGACGCUAACAUCGGAAGCUUCUUUGAGUCUAUCGGAAACUUCUUCACCGGUGGCGAUCAGAUCCCUUGGUGCGACCGUGAUGUCAUUUUUGGGUGUGAAACAGAAGUUGCAGAGGCUUCUGAGGAUGGUUCUGAUGAGCGGAUAAAUGAGAGCUUAAUGAGGUUGUCAUGGGCACUUGUUCAUUCAAGGCAAAAAGAAGAUAUUCAUCGUGGGAUCGCCAUGCUUGAAACUUCUUUGGGCAAUGAUAGAAGUCCUUUGCAUCAAAGAGAGAAGCUUUAUCUUCUUGCUGUUGGGUACUACAGGACUAAUGAUUAUGGUAGAAGUCGGCAGCUUCUGGAGCAAUGUUUGGAGAUUGCACCUGAUUGGAGGCAGGCACUGUCCCUCAAGAAAACAGUCGAAGAACGAAUUGCAAAGGAUGGUGUAAUAGGAAUUGGCAUCACUGCAACAGCUGUGGGGAUUAUACUUGGUGGCAUUGCUGCAGCAUUGGCCCGAAAGAAUUGAAUAUAUACACAUGCUUGGAUAUUUGGUCUUUGUUUUAUUUUCAUUGGGAAACAUUCUAAAGUCAACAGGAAAUAAUCCUUUUAUUGACAGCUACAGCUCUUAACAUUUUUUAUUUGUUAACAGGAGAGUUAUAAUAUUUAACCAUACCCAUUAAACUAAAA
This is a messenger RNA of Cicer arietinum (chickpea), 738 nucleotides long. Its product is annotated as mitochondrial fission 1 protein A. Gene Ontology annotation, biological process: mitochondrial fission; autophagy of mitochondrion; peroxisome fission. Lineage: Eukaryota; Viridiplantae; Streptophyta; Magnoliopsida; Fabales; Fabaceae. Gene Ontology annotation, molecular function: protein binding. Gene Ontology annotation, cellular component: peroxisomal membrane; mitochondrial outer membrane. The record is from RefSeq and is a predicted model, not a curated record.